Molecule: messenger RNA, 1667 nt
Organism: Ceratitis capitata (Mediterranean fruit fly)
Lineage: Eukaryota; Metazoa; Arthropoda; Insecta; Diptera; Tephritidae
Gene: Snx21
Product: sorting nexin-20
Exons: 5
Coding region: 327-1286 (319 amino acids)
Biological process (GO): protein transport
Cellular component (GO): early endosome membrane
Molecular function (GO): phosphatidylinositol phosphate binding
Source: RefSeq, a predicted model, not a curated record
UUCGGUAUCACUGGUGGAACCAAAUAACGUACGCUCUUCGUUUAGUAUUGCACUUUCAUUCACAACUAUUAGCACGGAUUUAUAUAUUAGCAAAUCAAGAUUAGACAAAUAAUAAAUAAUAUAAACAAAAGUUGUUUGACCGGGAAAGAUACACAAAAGUAGUUAACAUUUUAAUAAAAAGAAGCGGUUUUUAUUGACGUACAAAAGCAGAUUAGUAAAGAAAGAAAGGAAGGGCACAGCAAGCAAUACGCACAUAUAUUUAUGUAGAUAUUUAUAACAAAAAGAAAUAAUUAAAACUCGAUAUUCUUUCAAAAGUGCGUGCAGCAAUGGCGAGAAGAACACAGGUACACUCUGUGGAAUUAUCCGAUAAUACAGAAGAACUUGAAAGCCCUGAAACUAUAGAGUCCGGUUCUUUGGCUAUACAAGAUGAUUCUGUUAAAGAGCCUCAAAAAGAUUUAUGGGAGCGUCCUCAACCUACAUCUGCACCCGUUUUGCCCGAUGACGGCUCCACCAUAUUACGCUUUGAAAUUCAGCUAGCACGCAUAAUGCCUCCUGAUGGUGAAGAUCUUAAAGUGAAACGUUAUGUUGUCUACGAGUUAUCCAUUCGGCAAGAUUCAUCAAUUAUAGACCCACAGCCAGCAAGUAUUCAACGUCGUUAUACAGACUUUCGAAAUUUGUAUAACAGCCUUAAAAAAGAAUUCCCAAGCAAAAUGACUACGAUAUAUUUUCCGAAUAAAGUGCUUGUGGGAAAUUUCUCCCCUGAUUUAAUCGCAGAACGUAGUGCAGCAUUUGAAUCAUUCUUAACACAUGUCGCCAGCAGUAGUGCAUUACGCGAAACGACAGCGUUUUUAAAUUUUCUGCAAGAUAGUGAGCUAACUAAGGCAUGUCUGCUACUCGAUGAACGUCGCAAUGAAAUGGCUAUACCUUUAUUAGAAAAUUGUUUUCGUUUGUUAAAUAAAAUUUUCAUGGAUCGCUCACGGCCAGUACUACUAAUUUUGUGCCGUCUGGUUGCAGCUUGUACAAUGUCACCGGUGCCACAUCAUUCAGCCGAGCGUUGGGCAUCAUUAGCCCUGAGUCGUUACGAUACGCUGUGUGACAUAGAUCUGCUACAAUUGUACAUUCCGCUAUUGCACACAUGCACACAUCUAUGGUGGCAGCGUGGUUUAGAUCAAAAGCCCAUAACUGAUCGACUGGAGGAAAUGUCGAAAAAGGGUAUAAAUACAAAAAGUGCCCUUACACUUAUACAGGCUAUACACAAGUUGGAUCCACGUACAGAAACAAUAUAAGUAACAUUGCCCAUAAAUGUUUACAUAGUUAAGCAUACUACUAGCUGGUACUUGGUACACUCAUCCGUGCAAGAUUAUUUUUCAGUAGUAAAUAAGUCGAAAAGUGCAAUUGUUUACAAAAUUACCAAGAAAGAUGAUUAAAUUAUUGCAGGCAAUUUUAUUAUAGCGACUACUCGGUAUUUUAUUUAAAAUCGAGCAUACAUGCAUACAUACUACAUACAUAUAUGCGAUAAUUUCAAACAAAUGUGGUUCAUCUCGAAAUAAUUUAUGUUUUAUUUACGUAUACACUUAAAAUAUAUCAUGUCAAUUGUUUUUAACGAAUUUAUAAUAUCAACUUUAUUUUAAAUUAUAAAAAAGUAAUAUACAUUUUAAAGUAUUUUC